Chenopodium quinoa (quinoa) is the source of this 3161-nucleotide messenger RNA. RefSeq names its product auxin response factor 18-like. Gene Ontology annotation, molecular function: DNA binding; protein binding. Gene Ontology annotation, cellular component: nucleus. Lineage: Eukaryota; Viridiplantae; Streptophyta; Magnoliopsida; Caryophyllales; Amaranthaceae. Bases 793 to 2880 code for a protein of 695 amino acids. The transcript is spliced from 4 exons. Gene Ontology annotation, biological process: regulation of DNA-templated transcription; response to hormone. The record is from RefSeq and is a predicted model, not a curated record.
GACUCUUUUGUUCCUGUCUUCCUUUUUCCAUGAUCCAAAGCUUCCAUUUGAAUGAAUCUUCCCAACUUCUAGAGAGAGAAACUCACUUUUAGAGAGAGAAAGUGACAACAGAGGAGAGAGAAAUUAGCACUCCCAGUUACGGCCGUGUCGGUAGAGAGAGAAACUCAGUAGAAAAAACAACUGAGGUUUUCUUCAGAAAAACAAAAUUCAUCUUUGCUUUUCAAUGGAGUUUCUCUGUUUCAUUUGCUGCUACUAAGUACCCAGAACUCAAGCUCUAACAAAUUCUCGAAUGAAGUCGAGAUACCCACCAAAAAUUAACAACAAAUUAUGUGCAGAUCUUGCUCUUCUUUCGACUUCCAAGCCGAAACAAUUUCUUCAAAUCAAUCUUGUAUAAAUGGAAUUCGAGGCUUUUGUGCUCGAAUUCCGAUUUUAAGGAGAAGAUUUCAUAGAUAGUUUUGUAGGUGGUAUAACUUUAAUACUGCAAAAUAUAUACAACUCUUUGUUAUGUAUUUCCAGUUAAUUAAUGGUGGAAUUUGUCGGCAAUGCUCAAAUUUUGAGUCAAACUGGAGGUGUAUUUGGGAUUAAUUGAUUAAUUUUAAUUUCCCUAAUGAAGUUCGUGUGUUAUUGUCCGAUUUUACCUUUUUUCGCGAGCCAAGAGAAGAAAUAUUACCGCUAAUUGAAUUUUUCAUAGAUGACCUGCCUAUCGAGAAAAAGCAUUGAUUAAGAAGUGUGUUGUAAGGUGGUGUUGGAGUUAGGUUGAUUAAGUGUUGUUUUUGUGCUUAAUAUUCUGCCAUGAUUACGUUUAUGGAUCCAAAGGAGAAAAUAAAAGAGGCUGAUAAUUGUUUAGAUUCGCAAUUAUGGCAUGCUUGUGCUGGAGGAAUGGUACAAAUGCCACCAGUGAAUGCUAAGAUUUAUUACUUUGUACAAGGGCAUAUUGAACAUGCUAAUGGUAAUGUGGAUUUUAGGAGUUUCCCACGAAUUCCGUCGUAUGUUCUGUGUAGAGUCGAGGAUAUACGGUACUUAGCUGACCAGGAGACGGAUGAGGUUUAUGCGAAGAUUCGAUUGAAUCCUGUCACUAAUGAGGUUGAUUAUAGUGAUGAAGAUGUUGGAGUUCAUGGUGCUGAAGUGCAAGAAAAUAAGCCUGCUUCGUUUGCUAAGACUUUGACUCAGUCUGAUGCCAAUAACGGAGGCGGGUUUUCAGUCCCUCGCUAUUGUGCAGAAACAAUCUUUCCGCGAUUAGAUUACUCAGCAGAUCCACCUGUUCAGAACAUUCUUGCAAAGGAUGUACAUGGCGAGCCCUGGAAAUUUAGGCAUAUAUAUCGAGGAACCCCUAGGCGUCACUUAUUAACUACAGGGUGGAGUACAUUUGUGAAUGCUAAGAAGCUUAUUGCUGGGGACUCGAUUGUGUUUUUAAGAGCUGAAAAUGGGGACUUGUGUGUUGGGAUUCGGAGAGCAAAGAGGGGACUCGGGGGUGGACUUGAUUCGACUUCUGGAUGGAACCCAGGAUCCACUGUUUUGAACUAUGGUGCUUUCUCAGCUUUUCUUAGAGAGGAUGAAAACAGGAUCUCAAGAAAUGGUAAUGGUGUUGGUUUGAACUCAGGUGGUAAUGCUUCGGGGAAGGGGAAAGUGAUGAUGGAGUCCGUUAUUGAAGCUGCAACCUAUGCUGCUAAAGGGCAGCCCUUUGAAGUUGUUUACUACCCUAGAGCUGGUACCCCUGAGUUUGUCGUGAAGGCUGGACAUGUAAAGGCAGCACUUCAAGUUCGUUGGUGUUCAGGAAUGAGGUUCAAGAUGCCCUUUGAAACUGAAGACUCUUCCCGGAUAAGUUGGUUCAUGGGCACCAUAUCCUCAGUUCAGGUUGCUGAUCCUAUGCACUGGUCUGACUCACCUUGGAGGCUUCUUCAGGUAACAUGGGAUGAACCAGAUUUGCUGCAAAAUGUGAAACGCGUUAGUCCGUGGCUGGUGGAAUUAGUAUCUAAUAUGCCAGCCAUUCAUCUGUCCCCCUUCUCCCCUCCAAGGAAGAAAUUCAGACUUCCUCACCAUCCAGAUUUUCCCAUGGAUGGCCAACUUCCGGUCCCCUCAUUUCCCGGAAACUUCCUAGGGCCAAAUAACCCUUUCGGAUGUUUACCCGACAAUUCUCCUGCUGGCAUGCAGGGAGCCAGGCAUGCUCAAUUCGGUCUUUCACUGUCCGAUCUUCACAUGAGUAAAUUACAGUCGGGUCUCUUUCCAGGUGGCUUCCCAGCACUUGAUCCCACUACUACUCUACCCAAUAGACCCUCUAGUUCAUUAACUUAUCAAAAACCCGGCAGCAACGAGAACAUUUCUUGCUUGCUCACUAUGGGAAACUCAAACCAAUCAAUAAAGAAAUCUGAUGUGACAAAGCCACAUCAUUUUGUGCUCUUUGGAAAACCAAUACUGACAGAGCAGCAAAUGUCUCUAAGUCGUUCAGGUGACACAGUUUCACCAGUUCCUACAGGUAAUGGCUCAUCAGAAGGAAAUGUGGACAAGGCAGGUAAUGUCUCUGAUGGUUCAGGGUCAGGACACAACCAGGAUCGCUCUUCUAUGGAACAACUUCCAUGGAUCAAGGACAACCGCCCAGAAAUGGACUCAGAACUGGAGACUGGUCACUGUAAGGUUUUCAUGGAGUCGGAGGAUGUUGGCCGUACUCUUGAGCUAACAUUGCUGAAAUCAUUUGAAGAACUUUGCAGCAGGCUGGCAAACAUGUUUUGUAUUGAGAGUUCUGAUAUGCUUAACCGUGUAGUCUACAGAGAUGGUGCAGGUUCUUCAAAGCAAGUUGGAGAUGAACCAUUCAGUGAAUUUGCAAAACGAGCAAAGAGGUUGACAAUCUUGAUGGAUUCCAGCAGCGAUAACGUAGGAGCGUAGAAGCAUCAUAGAGGUGAUGCAAUAAUAAAUACGAGUGCAAUUGUACAGGUAGUAGAUCUUAUUGUUGUUCCUAGGUGACCCGACCCCCUUAUGUGAUUGAGGCAGAUGUGGGACGAGCACAUUUGAGCCAAAUUUUGGUCCUCUUAGUGUCAGAUCUUCACAUACCACUAUUUUCUUACCAAUAAAUUUUCUCCAAGGAUUAUGCAAAUUCCUGAUACAUUUAAUGGUUUAGUUGGAAAAUUUGUUGCUAUAUCUAUCUAGUAUCUGUUUCUUUUCGCGCA